This is a messenger RNA of Zasmidium cellare ATCC 36951, 1803 nucleotides long. RefSeq lists its product as uncharacterized. Bases 1 to 1803 code for a protein of 600 amino acids. Gene Ontology annotation, biological process: carbohydrate transport; transmembrane transport. Gene Ontology annotation, cellular component: plasma membrane. Lineage: Eukaryota; Fungi; Ascomycota; Dothideomycetes; Mycosphaerellales; Mycosphaerellaceae. Gene Ontology annotation, molecular function: carbohydrate:proton symporter activity. The transcript is spliced from 5 exons. The record is from RefSeq and is a predicted model, not a curated record.
AUGAAUUUGUUCAGCAGGAAGAAGAAGACAGAUGGUGACCUGACUCCGCGUCAGGAUGGAGGUCCAUCUCCGCAUGGAGAUGGCGUGGAGAAACCCCUUGGGGCACUGGACGGGGAUGUCGAGAAGAAAGGCGAGGUCGACCGAUCGAAGGUCAGGCUGUUCAGAGGGUAUACUUUCGCAAUGGCCGCGAUUGUGUCGAUUGGUGGAUUCAUCUUUGGAUACGACACUGGUCAGAUUUCUGGAUUCCUCGAAAUGAAGGACUUCCUGUACCGCUUCCACAACAGAGGAGACUCGUAUGACACCUGGGCUUUCACGGACGCCAUCUCUGGAACCAUCGUCGGUCUGCUCUCCAUUGGAACCAUGUUCGGCGCUCUGCUCUCAGCCCCGAUCGCAGACAAAUUCGGACGAAAGAUCUGUAUCAUUUUCUGGAACAUCAUGUUCUGCGUCGGAGUUAUCAUCCAGAUCACUGCAACCUUCAAAUGGUAUCAAGUCGCGCUUGGCCGAUGGGUUGCAGGUCUUGGUGUUGGAGGUCUCUCCGUUUUGACGCCAAUGUACCAGUCUGAAACCGCCCCUCGCCAAAUCCGUGGCUCCAUGGUCGGCACCUACCAACUCUUCAUCACCUUGGGCAUCUUCGUCGCAUACUGCAUCAACUUCGGCACCGAAAAGAACGAAAACGCCUCCGCCUGGCGAAUCCCCAUGGGCAUCGGCUUCAUCCCUCCGGUCCUUAUGAUCGUUGGUAUUGUCUUCCUUCCCGAAUCCCCUCGCUGGGACUACCGCCACAACAAGAUCGAGCGAGCCCGCACGACGAUUGCCCGUUCUUAUGGUGUGCCGAUCAAUCACUGGGAGGUCGACCGUGAGAUGCGCGAGAUCAAGGAGAAGUACGAUGCUGAGUUCGCUGGUGGUGGUAAGCCUAAAUGGUAUGAGAUCUUCACUGGACCUCGUAUGGCGUAUCGCACGCUCCUUGGUGUUGUGAUGCAAGCCCUCCAACAGCUUACUGGCGCGAACUUCUUCUUCUACUACGGCACGACCAUCUUCCAAUCCGUCGGCUUGAAGAACAGCUUCGUCACCUCCAUGAUCCUCGGCGGUGUCAACUUCGGUAUGACCUUCCCCGGCCUUCUCGUUGUCGAGAAAGCCGGUCGACGAGGCGCCCUCAUGAUUGGAGCUGCAUGGAUGUUCAUGUGCUUCAUGGUCUUCAGCUCCGUGGGUCACUUCCUUCUCAAUGAGAACAAGCAGACCGAAACCGCAGGAACAGUCAUGAUUGUCUUCGCCUGCCUAUUCAUCGCUGGCUACGCGAUGACGUGGGGCCCAGUAAUCUGGGUUGUAGUAGGUGAAUUGUACCCAACUCGGUACCGCACCAUGUGCAUGGGCAUCGCCUCCUCCUCCAACUGGACCUGGAACUUCCUCAUCUCCUUCUUCUCGCCCUUCAUCACCUCCGCCAUCGACUUCCAGUACGGCUACAUCUUCGCCGCCUGCUCCUUCAUCGCCAUCCCCAUCGUCUACUUCUUCCUCGAGGAACACCAGGGCCGUACGCUUGAGGAGAUCGAUACCAUGUACAUCACGCAUGUGCCCCCGUGGAAGAGCUCCAAGUGGGAGCCGCCCGAGGGCGAGGAUCUUGUUACGGCGGAUGCGUUGUUUUUGUCGCCGGGCGCGAGGCAGAUUCGGAAGGCGGAUGCCGCGGGGAUGGAGGGUGAGCAGAGGGUGGAGGAUGUGCCGCCACCUACGGAUCGACAUGGCGUGCAUGAUGUUUCUGGCACGGAGAUUCCUGAGAGUUCCGGGGUGAGGGGCGCGAGUGUUUCUGGAUAG